GGUUCUUGCCGGGGAUGAUGACGAGCAUGUUGUCUAUGUUGCUUUAGUUGUACUUACUCGACGUAGCUCUUAAGUACCAAAAACAAUGUUGAGAGCCAAGUGCUGGUGGAACUACGAGGUCAGGAUGGUCCCACGACAACGCACAAGAGAUGCAUACUUGGUCUUUCUCUUCCUCGCCUCGCGGCUGCUUGGCUCGGAUGCCUCACUCUUUUAAGACUCCAGACCUGCUUGAAAAGUUUAUUCCCCCUCAGAGAAGUCGCGUGAACGAGAAGAUCAUGAUAGAGUGACGUUAUUUAUGUCUAAGUGAUCACGAACAACUAGGGUUUACAACAACUUUACUAUAAUAGUCUAAGUACGCCAAACAGUCGUGAUGUUUUUCCACUCUAACCCUUGGCACAGAGCAAGCUCGAAAUGUGUGAGCGGAGUGGCGGCGGCUCGUCCUCCUCUGGCGAAGCAGGCAAACCAGAGUUAGACUGUGCUGAGAAUUAUGGGCACGACUUUAGAAAUGAAGAAAGGUCUCUCUGUUUCUCGGUGUAUUCGAAGUUGCCCAUAAGAACUGAUAGCAGGAAUGCAAUAAUAGUUUGAAUAACGCUUAAAAGUGUUCUAAACCAAGGUGACCCUGCUGCUUUCAAUCGAGCAGGCGCAGCUCUCUGACGCUGAAGCUAUAGAAGUGUCAGUCGAAAACGAAGAGAAAAAGUUGGCAGAACCGUUGAAGAUAACGUGGUCCAAAACUCGGUCACGAUGGAAGUACCCCCUUCGCUACAUGGAGCAGAUACCGGCGAAAAUGCAAGAACACUUCUUAUGUCAUAAUGUGAUAUGAAGGAGUAGAACGGGUCGUUUUCUUGGUUCCUUACUACAGAUCGUAUUUGGAAUAUCCAUUCAACUACUUACCUUGUAGUUUCAUGAUAUUACUUCUUAUAUAAUGAUGGUCCCUUCCUCUUCUAAAAAUCGGAACAUCAGCGUCUUGUACAGACGACGUGGGCGGCGCAGGAGCAACGUGUGGGAUCUGCCGGGAUGCAAUGGGCAACUACAUGAAGUAUAGUUAUGCAUGGAAGAGCGAUGGUGUAAGACGAGGACGAGCCGCGGCGAGUUCAGUUUAUUUUACAGUGUAGUUGAUGACUCUGGACAGCAAGGCGUAGACCCCUCCAUCUCCAUACCGCCUCGUUAUAGACAGCAAAUUUAGUCGCCAUUUGAGUUUUCGUUCCCUUCUAAUCAAACGAAGGCUUCUGUUGCAUGUGCUCGCCUGGAGCGUUAAUCGAAGGUACGAGAAACCGUGGAAGCAUAGAUUGCGGCGACAUCAUCGAAACUUUGAGCCGGAGCUACCAUUGUAUCAAACCGGACCGGUUGUGGUACUUCUUAGUGGUCGUGAUCUACAUGAUCGAUGAGUAGAAGUUGCUGUAGUCGUACUGAUUUUCUUGAUCACUAUUAUUAUCGCAUUCCAAAGGCUGACACGUUGAUGAAGAGUGUACUUAGUUGCUUGUAGUCUUCGCUGAUAGCUGCUCUUGCAGUGUCUUAUUCAUCAUUAUUACAAAAAACUCGAUUUCCAAGUCCAACUACAUCAUCAGGUAUGCCGCGUUCGAGGUCGAAACGCCAAUAAUGUUGUAUGAAAUCCAAGUACAAGUCAAGCAUGAAAACCGGUUUCACAAUCUCACCAUCAGCCACACGGCUCCAGUCGCGAGCAAUAGCUACGUCAUGGCGGAACUUACAGGUUUUAUAACAACUUUGUCUUGUUUCUUUUUGUCGCUGCACGACUGACACUCACUCGAGGAGUAUCAAGAUCAGAAAUUGAAUCCACCCCUUCCACACCCGCAUCCGUGAUCAAGCAAACACAUCACACACCAGGUGAUCUCGCUCAGGCCACACCGCCGAACUCGUUUCAACAACAGUACCUGGUGGUACCAGAUCGGUACUAUGAUGCUAAUGGCAAGCUCGUUGUGCACGAUCGAAUCUUACGAUAUCCACAUCACUUGAAAUACGCGAUGCUUCUGGACAAGAGCUUCUUCGACUUGAGUGGAGAUACAUGCGAUAAGAUUGGUGUGGGAUGGACGGCUUUCAAGUACCAACCACACGGAUGCGAAAGGUACUUUUUGCAUGCCCGCUACAAAAUUGGUAUGGAUAUUUUUUAUCUGCAACUCGUCCAGAUGAAGAAAGACCUCCAAGUCCAAUCAUUCGUAGUACUUACUUGUCUCCUUCGUUCUCUAGGACCGUCGGCGACUGCGUUCGCAAUCAAAUCGAAAACUUUCAUCAAGAAGACACUUUGCGCGAAGGGAACCCUCUUUACUUCGUCUCUCGGUUUUGCGAUGGCUUACUUGAGGGAACGCAAAUCGUCGAUUUGAAUGGUUAUAUUACGGAUGAGUUUUUUGUAUGUCCUAUGGACGAAACCAGGCAAACAACGAUGGUCAGGCUGGAGCUGAAAGCCGAUGAUCUGCGAUUCGUCUCGAACAUAGGGAAGGCCGUGAUAGUGACUGUGGAGGUGGAAGAUUUCGAGGUACCUCUGAAGAUAAUGAGUGCUUUUUACUUACUCUUUUUUUAAAAAUGAAGAUGGCAUGUCCAAGUGGUUCUAGUACAAGAGCUGUUCAAAACAUAUUGAAUGAGCACGAUGUCGGAGAUUGAGAAACUAAUUCAUUGUUCAACAGCACUCAAACUACUAAGUAAUUCUAAUUCAUUCAACACACAAACUAAUACAUCCUACGAAUCAUCCCCAUACAACAGGCCUUUUCCGGAGCGGGGGUCCUGAAAGCUGUGUUAAAGUCUGAAUCAGAUUUCGCUGCUCAAUUUUCACUCGGAAUCCAAUGCUCCCAAGGCGUAACUCCUGCGCCUGUGCCAUCUCUAUUCCUCCAGCCUCUAGAGGCUGCUCGCGAAGUGGAAAUCCAGGUCAUGGCCAACUCAAAGGACCAACUCGAAGGCGAAUGUACGCUGAACUUGCUGGACAAAAAAGCUAGGUUGUUGUUAUGGCGGAACGCACAAGGAUAAGCACAAGGAAGUAGUUAGUAGAAGAAGAGUAUGCACCAGGAGGUAAGACUUUAUAACUGAUUGCGCCCUGAAUUCCGCCUGCUCACUUUCGGAUACUAGAUAUCUUGAUCGCUUUCACUCAAUUUUGCGUAGUUGUAGUAAUUUCGUCUCUUCUUUCUCAAACAUCCUGUUUUACAACUCUAACCCUCGACACCAAAGUAGCUUCCUUUACAGUCUUGCGCACUAUCGAGAAGUCUUCCCUUGGGCAACGGCGUGGCGACGUCAACGCUGAGUACAUGGACGCAAAAACCUACGCCGACGCCUCCUGCUCUGACGUGUGCGGCUUUUUUUAAGGGUAGUUUUUCAUUAUCCCAUGUGGACUAUGCUGAGUGGGCUCCUUCUGGCUUUGGAGGGGAAACUGAAGGGCAAAGAGGGCAACCCACUCGAGUCGGGAUAGUGAAAAACUACCGCUAAUUUUUCGAGUUUGGAUGUCAUCUGACCUACUUUGGAACUUGUUGGUGGAACUUUUUGCUUGCUCUUUUAGUCUGCCUCCUGUUCGCGGUUAUCGGAUACGGGCUCGUAACAGGUAGAUGGAGUGGGGUGCUAGGACGGCUUUUCGGGGCGGGCAGAAGAGGAAACGAGAAAACGAAAGAAUCAGGUUCUAGUGGGUUUGCCCCCUCUGCUUCUGGUGGAGGAGAUGUAAGCAGUUUCUUCCUAAAAAUGCAGGAAAUGCAACAACAAAACUUAAGGCUCAGCUUUCAAUGGUCACCAUUUAGAUUGGAGUCACUGAGAUCGAAGAAGCGACCUCCCCUUGAGAGUAGAACAGGGGAAAAGCAAGGGAAAGGGGAGAGCCUUGAGGGGGGUCUCCUCCGUUCAGCAUCAGUGGCCAUUGAGUGCUAAGCUUUAAAAAGCGCUCUGCUGCAAAUGCAACUCGCUCAGCAAGCAGCUACUAUUACAACUACAACUCAGGGACAAGUGCAGAAUUUAGAAAAAAGGAAUUCAAUAAGUGGUGGCGGCGCAGAUGGAGGCACAACUGUUGGACCUGGAGGUGCAGCUGGAGAAAAUUCAGGUCUACAGCUUGGAGGAGGUCCUUUUGCUGUGACAAGAAUAUCUUCUCACGUCAAGCAACUGCCUACAAGUGUGGGAAUAGAUAGUCGACGAACAACCGCCACCAGCGAACUUCCUCAGCAUCACCCUAGUCCCAGCAUCCUAGCAACAAUACAAGAAGUCGGCGCGCCACCUCCGCAGCUAGCGAACAUCGCUCGCCCACCAAUUUCUUGGUCCUCCGAGCAACAGGAUCAACAACAGCAGAUUAUAGAAGUACCACUUCCUCAAGAUUAUGAUGAACGACAGCAUGAUCAACAACACAAUUACACAGAAGCAGGCGAUUAUCAGCAACAAAUAACUACUGCUAAUAGUACUAGCUACCAGCUGCAGUCCUCGUAUGCCUUCAGUUCACCUGGAGGUGGUGUUGGAGGUGGCGUUUACGGCGGUUCAGCACCAUCCUCUAUUCCACCUCCUGGUCAUCGGUUUCCAAAAAUGCCGAUGAAAGGGAAACAUGCUAAGACCAGUCACUUUGGAGGUACUUCUAGCAAGAAGAAGGGUGCGGUCGGCAAACACGGCUACAACUACAACAACCUUCAUCUUAUGUUGACCAAGGGAAUGAAAAGUACCUCGCCACAGGAAAAAGGAGGACCAGGGCCAGGAUCUCCAUCACAACAAGGAGGACCAGGACCAGGAUCUCCAUCACAAUCACAAGUCUAUCAGCGAGGACCACCGAAAGGACGAGCACAGUUCGGCAAGUCUCCUGGACGGCCGCCGCCAUUCUUGGGUGGAGGACUAGUACAAAAGGGAGGUCAUGGGAGACUCGUUGGGAAAGGUGAUCCAAAUCCAAUGUUCCAACCUGAACCCGAUGCAAACCCUGUUCCUGACCAGUGAUCUGCAAGAAGUAGGAGAAGUUAAUUGUAGAAGUGACUAGAAGACAUGUCGUGACACUUAUUUGAUGUAGCUGUAGGUGUAGUACAGAAUCAGAAAUGGAAGCUUCUUCUAGCAGCAAAGUUAAGGUUCUUUGAGGUGGUAGUACCAGAAUCUCCUACGUCUUAUGCAUGCAACAAAAAACUUCGCCAGUAUAAUCGAUAGACUCGUCCUCCAGUUGUAUAACUAUAAUCGAAAGAGGACGCCAGGAUAAUCGAAAGUGAUGCACCUGAACAGAACUGUAUUUUUUGUAAGAAGAUGAGCAAGAAGAUAGCAGGUUUCUCUGUGUAUAGACCACGGUUGGUGCAGCGUAGUACCUAGUGAGAAAAGACUAGUGCAAGUGAUGCAAGUACUAGUUUAGUGUAGUUGUAGUCCUAAUCGAUAAAAUCAUGGAGUCGACAACUUUUGAUGUAUGCAUAGUAAUUUCAUGAUCAUGUUUGAGGAUUCGUUUUCUGUUUCGACAGAGGUGGACGAGCGAGCGACUGCGACAUUGUUGCAUGCAUUCAAUGUACUACCAAGAUUUUCCAAGCUACGCUGCCGCAGCUUUCUGCGCGGUCACGGACGUCGGAAUAAAAACAUGUUUUCCACACCUGCCGACCAUUGAUCGCAAGAUCAUACAACUCUGGCAAGUGGCGAUGGGGUGGUGGGAAAAAAUAAGGCUGCUUCACAUACGGACUGUGGAUGGACUCAAUUCCUGCUAUCUUAUCUCCCUUAUGGAAAUAGUUCGUUCUGCUCAUGAAGUCGUGUAUGACUGUGCAAGUAUAGUAAGGCACUUCUGUCCCUUAUACUCUGUUCGCUAACGAGUGAGAACGAGCAACAAACACGGAACACCAUGGAGGUGCUGACGAGGGACAUGCAUUAACUAAAUUGGCACGCGCCUGAAUCACCACAAAGCUCCAUACAAUGAAAUGCUUCGCAGAGGCCUAAUGAGUCACUUACUUGAAUCAAU
Amoebophrya sp. A25 is the source of this 5875-nucleotide messenger RNA. The record is from the annotation of a GenBank genome assembly. NCBI's taxonomy places the organism in Eukaryota, Dinophyceae, Syndiniales, Amoebophryaceae.